CGCGAUUUUACCUGAUUCCCUUGAAGGCACCAUGAGUUGUGACUGGAGUGUGUGUGUGUGAUAGUCGAUCCCGGGACAAGCGUCACGCGUGUGUAACCUUUUUUCCACGGACAUCUCCGGAAGCUCAAGGAAGAUCUUCAGCUGGCAUCGCCAGGCAGACAACCUUCGAUUUUUAUGUCCGGAUUGCAUUGGUGAAUCGAGCUCUUUGGCAGGCCGCUCUUUGUAUUCCGAGGUAGCGAAGAAACAAGCAGCAGGUGCAUGUUGUGAAUGGCUGGAAAAGUCAAACUUAAAAGUUCUCGCCAUAUGGCAGCCAGAAUGGCGGACUGGGAAUCUGCGAAGCCAACAAGUGAGCGAUUUUCUUGAGCGCGGCGAAGAAAGAAAGAAAACGAUAAAUGCCUUAAGGAAAAGCAAUUUUCCAACGUGUCCCGUUGUCAAGAAUAGCGUGCAGCGUAUAGAGACCUCCAGGUCGAGCGAAAAAAAAAUCAAACACCUGAAACUCAACGUGCAGCUUUUGAUCGAACGCGGCCUGUAAAUGAAUAAAUACACCGUUGGGCAAAGAAGGCAGAAAGGAACAGAAGCGAGGAAAGGAGAAAACAUGGAGAAGAACAAGACGAACUCCAGAGGCGACACAGCCAAAGACAGAGUGAACAGGGUGGAUCCAUAUGGCUUUGAACGCCCAGAAGACUUUGACUACGAGUCGUAUGAAGAGCUGAUGACCGAGUAUCUCGUUGUGCUCACUCAAAGGUCCAUCAAGUGGUCCAAACUACUGAAGAGCAAACGCAAGGUGCAGCGGAAUGUGAAACUAAAGCGUUACAUACGUAAGGGGGUGCCCAAUGAGCACCGGGCUCUGGUUUGGAUGGCGGCGAGCGGCGCUCAAGAGCAGUUAGAAAAAAACCCAGGCUACUACCAGGCCCUGCUUGGAGCUCAGCACGACCCCAAACUGGUGGAGACCAUCUGCACAGACUUGAACCGGACAUUUCCAGACAAUGUGCAAUUUCGAAAGACGUCUAACCCGUGUCUGCAGAAAGCUUUGUACAACGUGCUGCUGGCUUACGGUCACCACAAUGCCGCUGUGGGUUAUUGUCAGGGCAUGAAUUUUAUAGCUGGCUAUCUGCUUAUCGUAACAAAAGAUGAAGAGAAGUCUUUCUGGCUGAUGGACGCACUCCUUGGCAGAAUCUUACCAGACUACUACAGUCCGGCCAUGCUUGGCUUGAAGACGGACCAGGAGGUUUUGGGGGAGUUAGUUAGAGUCAAGUCCCCCCGAGUGUGGAAGGCCAUGAUGGAUCACAACGUCAUGUGGACUCUUGUGGUGUCCCGAUGGUUCAUCUGUCUCUUCAUAGACAUUCUGCCUGUGGAGACAGUUCUACGAAUUUGGGAUUGCCUGUUCUACGAGGGCUCGAAAAUCCUGUUCCGUGUUGCGCUGACACUGAUUCAUCACUACAGAGAUUUAAUCGAACAAGCUCAGUCCCUGCCAGACAUAUGCCAAAUCUUCAAACAGAUCACACGUGGGGCAUUUGUGGAAGAAUGCCACCCUUUCAUGCAGAAAAUCUUUACUGAGCCCGGAAGUCUAUCCAUUGCAACGUUGACGAAGCUCAGAGCAGCGUGUCGAGCAAGAGUCAUCGCCGAGGCGGCCGAAUGAAUUAGUUUUGCUCUGAAAAUUCCACUGGAAGAAGGACCAAAGAACUUGCUAUGGCUUGACCUACAUGUAUUGAUUUCAUCUUAAACGUCAUUUCAGUUCCAACAUAGAUGUAUUUAAAAAAAAUAUUUACAGCAUCAUGAAAGUCACACACCUUUUUUUGGAUUAUACUUG
Molecule: messenger RNA, 1810 nt
Organism: Hippocampus zosterae (dwarf seahorse)
Lineage: Eukaryota; Metazoa; Chordata; Actinopteri; Syngnathiformes; Syngnathidae
Gene: grtp1a
Product: growth hormone regulated TBC protein 1a
Exons: 8
Coding region: 533-1639 (368 amino acids)
Source: RefSeq, a predicted model, not a curated record